Molecule: messenger RNA, 3567 nt
Organism: Tetrahymena thermophila SB210
Lineage: Eukaryota; Ciliophora; Oligohymenophorea; Hymenostomatida; Tetrahymenidae
Product: transmembrane protein, putative
Exons: 5
Source: RefSeq, a predicted model, not a curated record
AUGGUUAGAAGUAAAGAUGGCACUAUAAUUGCAAUAGCUUAUGGAAAUGGGUUUCUACUAUUUGAUUCAAGCAAUUUUUAAAGCUUAAACUUGAUAAAGUAAGUGAAUUUAUUUAAUAAUCAAGUAGAUAAUUUAGAUAUUACAAACGACAAUAAAUGGAUUAUAUGCACAUAAAUCAAUACAGGUUAAUAUGGAUUUGUAAAUAUUUCAGACAAAAGUAAUAUUUCACUUAAAAUUUUGUAUCGCACGAUAAGUGUUUAAGGAGUAGUUACCUUUUAAAAUGGAGAUUAUGCAUAUCUUUAUAGUGGAUCUAAAGGAUUGAUCAUUUUAGACACUUUAAAACUCCCAUAAAUAGCUAUUGUUGGAACUUUAUAGACAAGCGGAUGGACAAACUACAUAAAUAUACUGUAAAAUGAGAAUUUUUUGAUUAUAUCCUAAACAAACUCAGAAAUGGUAUUAUUGAUUGACAUACAAGAUAAAGCUAAUCCUCAGAUACUCUCUAAAGUAUAGUUAAAUAGCGAUGUAGGAUAUUCUUCAUGUUUAUCAUAAGACCAAAGUUCACUAUUUAUUCUAAGUUAAAAAGGAUUAAGGGCUCUCCCUAUUUAAUCAAAAAUUUUAUUCAAUUAAAUUCAAUAUAUUUAUGACUCUAUUUCUUAAUCCUAUUAGCAAAUUAAUAGUAAAUAAAAUUUUAAAGUUGGUUUUUCUUAUUCUAUUUUCUUAACUCCUCUUUAUCCUAUUUAAGGUUAAUAAAUCACUGACAUUUUUUAUUAUUAAAAUUUUCAAUAUGAACCACUUCCUGACUGGAUUACUUUUUCAUAUACAGAGAACACUAUUUAUAUCAAAGCUACUAAAGAAGGUUUGGGCUAAUCUGAAAAAAUCCCUUUAUCAAAUUAAAAUAUAAUCCUCUUACAAGUCUAAAGUCCCCUCUCUUAAGAUAGUUUCAUAUAUUCAAAAGAUACUGAUGGAAUAGCUUUAAAUUAAGAUUAAAGUAGUUUAAUUUUUUAAUAAAUGAGAGAAAAAUUUUAUAUUACCAAUUAAAAUUUAACAAAUCCUUAAUUUUUUUAGCAAUUCGAUUAAAUAAGCUUAAGUCUUUAAGGAUUUAGUAACGAUUAGCUUCUACUUUUAACUUAAUUAACUCUCAGAAGACUACUUUAAAGUAUUUAAAUAGUCCCAAUUCAGUUUGCAAUUGAAUCAUCCUUAAAAUUAGAUUUUACUAAUCCAUAAUAAUUAAUAGAUACUUCUUAAACCAACCUCACAUGCUAAUUUUAGGUGAUUGACGACAGCUAUGGGGUUUUCAUAAAUAAAUCUUAUGAUGGAGUAUUAAGUUUUUUGAGUUUAGAUUCCAGAUAGCUCGUGUUGCAAGGAGUACCACUUAGGAUAAAUUAAAUUUUAAGUGAAAAAAGUUUAUUGUUUUUGAACUUUACUGAAAUAAAUUAGAUAAAAUUUAAUCUUACAAUUUCAGAUUACGUCAAUUUUGAUGUUUUUUAAAAUAUCUCCCUUUAUAAUUCAAAUUUUAAUAGUUUUACAUUAUACAAGCCUGUUUAAUUAAAAUUAAAGCUUUAAGAUUAGCUUGAAAAAACUCAUCCUAAUGGAGUUUUAUACAUAAAUAGCUAAGUUGGUUUCUAAUUUGAUAAUUUAACUUUCGAAAGUGCAGAUUUAUCAAGUAUUUCUUAUAUCAUAUUAAUAAAAAGUAAUAAUUAAGAAUAACUCUAAAAUUUAAACUUUUAAAACCAAAUACUAUUAGAAAAUAUAAAAAAUUAAUCUGCUUUAGGAUAUUAGCUUAUACCUCUAGAUUUCUGGAUGGAUGUAGAUGUUAUUUAACUGAGAUUUACUGGAUACUCAAGUCAACAGCUUUAUUUUAAUAAUUAUUAAUUUAAAAUAAUAGCAUUUGAUGGAUAUUCAUUUGCUGAAGACGAAUUUUAAAUUCAUUUGACAGGAAUUCCUGCCUCAUUUAUUGUACUCAUUAUCUUAUAUGCUUUAGGGCCAUUAAUAAUAUUAGCAAUCAUAUUUAAAUUGAGAAAAAGUCUUUAAAAUUUGUAUAUUUUAAAAAAGUGGGGAAGAAAAUACUAGGAAUAAGUCAAUGCAAACAGCUACUACUUAAAAAAAAUUGUAUUUGUAGGUGAUAAUUUAAAGUAAGCUCAAAAAUUGAUGGAUGCUAUGAUUGAAUUCAUUUUGUCUAAUGAUAGUAAAUUUAAAAAUUAUUGUAAAUAAAAUAUUUUAGAUACCAAAUUAAAAGUAAACACUAAAAAGAAAUAUAAUACUUAGCUUCAAAACGAAUUAGAAAUUAAAUUUUCUAACAACGAUGCUGCUAAUAAGAGAAAAUAAAUAUCAAAGAGCUAUUACAAUAACAUUGUCCCAAAAAAUUUUGCUUCACAAGAAUUAAAAGAUUAAAAGGAACUUGCUAAUAUUUUUAAAUAAACGAGUUCCAAUGUAUAGCAGCUUAAAAAUUAACAAGAACAGGGAAUAAAUAAAUUUCUGGAAUAUAAAUCUUCAAAAACUAUCAAAAGAAAUAAAAGCCUCAAAAAGUUAAUCCUUUUAUUUAUUGAUUAAGAAACAAAAGAUCUCAGCAUUCAAAAAAUAGCUUACUUUUUAAAAUACUUUGAUAUAAAAUACCAUUUUGAAGGUAAAACAUAUGAGCCAGAAUACUACAAUUAUUAGAUUAUCUUAGCUAUCAAACAUUACUUCACCUUAAGAAACUAGUAAAACUUUAUUAAAACUAAAGAAAAGACUAUAAAACCAUAUCCAGAAAUAUUUUUUGAUAUUGACAUGAUUCAAAGUGAUCUAAAAAUAAUAUUUGAAGACAUUCAAGAAAUAUUUUAAAAUAAAAAAAAAUGCUCUAUACACCUUAGGAGUAGUGAAAUAGAUAUUAUUGAAUGCUUUAAGCAUGAUCUUUCUGUUUAAUUUUACAAUUUAAGGUAUUACUUCUAAAAAACUUCUUAUUAGUUACUCCUAAGCAAAGGUAUAAACUUAAUGCCAAAUUGGAUUAAGUUAGAAAUCAAAAGUCAAAAUUGUUUAGUUAUCCAUGGAAUUCCUACAUUUUAUGAACUUGGCUAGUUAUAAAUUAGAAUUUAUGAUAAAAGAAAAAUAAUAGUGUGUCAAUUUAGUUUGUAAAUAUUAUUGAGAGGAUAAAAAAAUGUCCAAUCUGCGAAGAAUGUUGGCUCUUAAAACCUAUAAAAUGGAUUGACUUUCAUAAAUAAAUUUUCAUCAGUGAUAUUAUCUAAUUAAAAUAUAAAUAACUAAUAGCAGAAUCCAUAACAGUACCAAUAGGAAUAACAAUAAUAAGAAAAGCUUUCGCCUCUUAAUCUAAAAGGUGAAUAAGAUCAAAACAUAGAGCAACAAAAUAUAUCUUUCAAAUCUAAGAUUAAAAGAUAAAGUUCAAUAGCCAGAUCGUCAUUUAUAUCAAUUAAACUUAACUAAAUAAACGAAAUUGAUGAUAAACUGACAGAAAGAAAUGCUUUCAAAAAUAGAUAGGAUACAUAAGAGUUAGAUUUAGCUGAUGAGUGUGCAAUACAUUUAAAUUUCUCCUAACAUAAAAAAUUUAAAAGAAAAGAAACAAUUUAAGAUUGA